Molecule: messenger RNA, 3814 nt
Organism: Hemibagrus wyckioides
Lineage: Eukaryota; Metazoa; Chordata; Actinopteri; Siluriformes; Bagridae
Gene: pbxip1a
Product: pre-B-cell leukemia homeobox interacting protein 1a
Exons: 11
Coding region: 166-2571 (801 amino acids)
Source: RefSeq, a predicted model, not a curated record
CACUGGACACCAUGCAGCUGUAGGCGGACGCGAGUCGGAAUUCCCGAAGUUCCCAACUUUGGACACACAAACGCUUCAAAAUCAUUGAAGCAAAGACAAAGGAGGAGAGAAGGAUUCUGAAUUUGCAGUUUAUAAAUACGCUGCUGAGCCAGCCACACUGAAGUGAUGUCCGAUAACAGCACCGGCAGCAGCAGCGGGUCAUCCAGUAACAGCUGGACCCUCCUCUCCCCAGAGGAAGCUGCCGUUGACACUGCUGGGCCGGUAGAUGAUGGAACUGAGAGUAUUGGUGAUGUACCAAGCCUUUCAGAAGAAGUUGCAGGUAGUGCUUUUGAGGUGAAGCCAAGUGAUAGUGAAGCUGCACUGGAGACCAUCUUGUCAGAAGAGGGCCACCAGGUUUGCCAAGAAACAUCCCCAGAAUUAUUUGAAGAGGGUGCAGUUUCUGGUCCAAGCGUCGAGGCUGAUCCUGAGAUUUGUGCACCAGUGAUCCAUGCUACUAUCACAACAUCUCCACCAGACAAUGAUCUGCUUGGAGCAGUUCCCUUUAGCAUAGCUACUGAGUCGUCCCUCUUUCUUACACAUGAACCUUUCCUUGAAACAUCCUAUGAAGAAUCUUUAUCUGAUGUACAGCCUACCUUUGAUUUCCAACCCAAACAAUGUCCCCUCACUGAAGUUGGACCUGAAUUUGUGGAUAAAAUUGGUCCUGCCUCAGAACCUAGAGCUGAAAUUGGUCCUGCCUCAGAACCUACAGCUGGAUUUAGUCCUGCCUCACAACCUAGAGCUGAAAUUGGUCCUGUCUCAGAACCUACAGCUGGAUUUAGUCCUGCCUCACAACCUAGAGCUGAAAUUGGUCCUGUCUCAGAACCUACAGCUGGAUUUAGUCCUGCCUCACAACCUAGAGCUGAAAUUGGUCCUGCCUCAGAACCUACAGCUGAAUUGAGCCCCUCUCCCUCUCCUGAUCUCCCAGAGUCUUCUUUCUCCGAUGUUACUGCAGAUGAAAUCCUCGUCUCUGCCGUUGGUCAUACUUCUGCAGUCCCUGUGUUACAUGUUCACAGUGGAGAAGGCUUCAGUCCUGAAAUCUCAUCUCCUAGUCUGUCUUCAGAAAUUAAUGUUAGCUUUGCAGCUGAGAGCCCUUACCCAGAAACCCCUGCUUCCUCUGUCUUGGAAGAGAAAGAGCUUAUAGCUGACAGAGAGGAACAUAAAUCCUUAUAUGUUGAAAGGGAGGCAGAAUCCCUUGGCACCGAUAUGCCCUUUGAGCACCAAGAAGAGGACACUGGACUUCGACAGAGACGUGUACGCUCUAAUGAGGAACUGAGACAGAGCUCAGAUGAGGAAGAUGUGGAGGAAACAGAAUUUAGGCUACCAGACAGGAAAGAGGAGAAACCUGGCUUUUCACUGAACCACCUGAUCAUUGGAGCUCUGGCACUGUUGUGUCUAGGCUCCUUUUUUCUCUCUGGUAUCACAAUGGACCGAGUCGGUGAUGACUUUGAUGGCUCAGAGUUAAGUGACCAGGAACUUCUUGAAAAACUUGUUGAAGAAAACAAGCAGAUUUCCAUACUGGAGGCCCAGAUACAGACACAAAAAGAGGAUCUGGACAGAGCGUUGAGGGCAGGUGCAGAGAGAGGAACCACUGAUGAAGAACAUGCCAGGAUGAAGGAAGAGUUGUCUGCAUUGCCAAGCCUGAAAGAAGAAUUAGAAGCACUUAAAGCUAGGGUUUCUGAGCUCAGCCAGCUCACAGGUGAGGAACCUUCAGAACAUUCUCCUGGUUUUGGUAAAGGAGGUCAAAAUCUAGCAGGACCUGAUACACGCUGGGGAAAAAAAGAAGCGCUUAAGAGACAGAAGAUUCUCUUGGAACAAAGUAAAACACGAUUGGAAGGAAUGAAAAAACAGGAGUGGCCCAAGAUGAGGUUACGAGAAAGACUGUCUGAGAUGCAGCAGAGAUUAUCAGAACAGGUGGACCGCAUAGGCAAGAAAGACGAGUGGUGGAGGAAGCACAAAGGAGGAGAAGAUAGGAAAGUUGAGCGAGGUGACAGUGUCCAAAAGCACAAAGAGUUCGUGAAGAAGUACCGCGAGGAGUGGGAGCAUAAAAAGGCCGAGAGGAAGCUGGAGAGGGAAAAGAGGAAGCAGGAGAGGUCUUGGAAAGCCAGGCCUGGUCACAAGCAUAAGCAUGAUCAUAAAGUGCACCAGCACCAUGAAUCGAAGGACUUCUGGAAACUUCAAGAGAAGAAGCUCAGGAGAAACCAGAAUGCUCCUGAACACUGCCACGAUGUGUCUGGCUGCGCUGAAGCAGAGGGCCUCGUUCAUGUUAAGCUCUCUGAUUUUCAGGGCCUUCUGGAUACCUACCUGAACAAAUUGCAAGGGCUCAGUGUGGAGAAUAAGGAAGCUUUCCAUCAUCUUGUUGCUCAGUUUUUCCACAGUGGUGUCUUCAGCCAUGACAAAAUGCUCUUCAGUGAGUUUGCAGAAGAUGUGGCAGACAUCUUGGAGGACCUGGCGGAUGUUCUUACGGACGAUGAUGUGCUGGAGGAGGCGAUGGAAGAAUUUGAGAGGGACGCUCUGUGGCAGUUUGCUGCAUAGAGCAUCAAGUCACAGCAGCACUGAGCAGGACAGCAAAUGACCCAAAAGAUACCACGUGAUGAUGAGCCGUGAGCAAUGCUCUCACUAUACCUUUCUUUUUCCCGAGCUAUAUGAUCUAACACAAAUAUGAGGAGUGUGUUUCUGAAGUCUUUUGUAAAGUAAUUUGAGUGGAAAAACAUCACACUGUUAGGACAGGUCAAACAUUUUUCCCAAAAGCUACAUGCCCUAACUGCAGUAUGCUUGUAGAGUCUGUAAGAGUCUUUGUUUUUCUGGAGUCUGGUUCCUGCUGACUGUAUAAAGCUGUAGUUACUUUAUUAGUAACCUGUUGCAUUUUGCUGUCAUGUAAAAUCUUCAAUGCUUCUGUUGCUCCACAUUAGUGAUAUGUUCAGCAGAAAAGGAACACAGUGUAAGACACAGAUGAAGGAAUGUGUGUGUGUGUGUGUGUGUGUUUGUUCAUUUACUCUGGACGACUUCUCCGUACCUGUUUACACUCACACUCGCUCAAGUGUCAAACUGGUUUCUGUCCUGUGUUCAUAUGACCUUGUCAGUCAGUUGUUUUGGAACCUUUUGAGCUUUUAUUUUUACUCUGCAUGCUAGCACUUUUAACUGCUGAACUGAUGAGCGUUAUCAAUUUGAAUCUGCACACGAGAACAAUUUCUAGAAAUUCAGUUAUCAGUUAUCUCCUGUGCUGCAUCUUACUGACACCUACGUUAUCAGAUUUGUGCAUUAAGUAAGUUACAGAAGUGAUUAUCUGGAGAUGUGUGUUUGUUUUGCUAAUGUGCCUUUAUUGUUUGUGUGAGAAGUUGGGAGUCGGAUGAAUCCCAUGAUUUCAGUUAAACAAGGGAGUUAGAGAUACGUUGAUAAUUAAUCUGUCCAUUUUAUUGGAGCCUAUCUGAAGAAAAUGCCUGCUAAAAAAUGUUGAAUUGUUUUCCAGUCUUUUAUUGUUAUGAACGGUUAUUUAUUAAAGUUGGACUUUUCAAAGCCACAUUUGGUUAGAAUCAGAUGAUUUUUUUUCACACUACAGUUUAAGACUCAUUUCAGAAGAAACCUCCUUUGUGUCAGGAAAUUAAUUUAUGAUGGUCCGGUGGCUGGCCGCAGCUCAGAUAAUAGAUUAUAGUUCACUUUGAAUGGUUUUAAAUCCGAAUACAAAAUAACUAUAUAUUUCAAUAAAAUAUUAAAAAUAUGUUACUUUAGAUUGGAUUUUUUUGCAUCGUUGCAUCUUCACCACUAUUUUAUUGUAUGA